AUGAGGCAAAUUCUUUCUGAUUCUAUAAAGAAAAGGGACUAUGAUGAUCACUUGAGAAACAAAGAUUCAAAAACUUUGUUUCACAAAUGUGCUAGUUCAUCUCAUCAAGAGACUAUUGUUUCACAAAAACUUUGUUUCACAAUUUUCAGCCCCAUUUCGUGCAGAACUACCCACCCCACCCCUACCCCUACCCACCCACCUACCCCCACCCCACCCUCUCAUGUAGAUACAAACUCCAAUGUUGCACAUCUCUCAAGUGGUGAAUCAGAAUUGGAGUCUUCAGAUGAGGAAAAUGUUGGAGGUAAGAGAAAGCAUAUAAAAUGGGAAUCCAUAGUGGGUCCCGCUGUUGACAAAGAUGUAGCACAUGAAGUUGUUGGAUUGAGAGCUGCAACUUUAGGUCACUCUCUCUGGGAAUCAGCAACCUGUACGCACAGAAAUUACAGAGGCUGCAAUGGAAAGGGUUCAGAAAAACUGUCACUUCUGAUUACAGAAGCAUAUAGAGAUGCCCAUCAAAAGAGUGUCCAGGCCAUGAAAGCACGAAUGGGUGAUCUUGCACAGAGCUUAGGAAUGCCCCAAGUUUUUUCUAAUUUUGACAGUCUACUUUCAAGAGUAUCAAGUGAUUCAAACAUUGCUAGAAAUUUAGCUGGUGUAUUAGUUGAAUCAGGACCUCAAAAUCAAACCAAUUUAACAGCAUCAUCUCCAGAUAAGAAGUUUCCUCAAUCUGAUUUUUCUCCUUACCAGAACAACAAAUUUGAGUGGAAUCCAACUGGAUUAGGUAUUAUGUGCGGACUUUAUGAGUUUCAUGUAUUCUUGCACCCAUACCCACAUGUUACCUUGCUAGUGACUGCAACUACUCAAGUUUACAAGUCAAUUGCAUGA
Messenger RNA from Lactuca saligna, 879 nucleotides. The record is from the annotation of a GenBank genome assembly. NCBI's taxonomy places the organism in Eukaryota, Viridiplantae, Streptophyta, Magnoliopsida, Asterales, Asteraceae.